AGCGUCUUUGGAUUUUACGAACCAAGUGUGGUGAAAUUUUACACUUUAGAUGAUACAUUGGUGUAUUCCGACAUGAAACAUUUUUCGAAAUUUCCUUUAGCUUUCGCGGACAGUUCAAAUUUUGGAAAAUCCGAUGAUAUUUAAAGCCAGACUGCGAAAGAGAAAAAAUGCACUAAAAGAAAUAUUUAAUUCACGAUUAUCCCUGCCAAGAAUGCAUGUCACAGAACCAGGGGUAAAAAUUCUGUUCGUAUUAUUGUAAUUUUUGAAAUCUUCCAAAAAGAAUUUAAUAUUUGCUAAUUGGCUCGAAAAGAUGAGAGUAGUCCGUCCGUGGGCCGUAAAGCAGUGCUGAACAACUCUUAACCUUGUUGUUCUUUUAGACAUAUGUGGUUGUUGUAGGGGACACAUAAUUCUAUAAUGGGGCUGUUUAGUGUUACCGAAGGGUCCUCGACAAAACACUCGCACUGCAUUAUUGGCUUUUUGAGCCUUCCGCGGGACCACGUAUCCAAGUAUUGGCAUUUUUCUCUCUACCAAAAGUUCACUGAAUGCCUUUUGUUUCCUUUGCGUUCAAUUAGUUGUGUGGAAUUGCAUUCCUAUUGCUCUUUGGAUAUUGUUGUUGUUGACAGUCCUUGUUUUCGAAAUUCUAGCGAGUUGACAGUCUAUGGCUGGAUAUAAAGUGAAGAAGAAGUAGAAGUGUUUAUGCGCAUAGAAAAAACCAUUCUGCUUGAUUGAAAUAUGCCAUAAGAAUUUGUUGUAAUCGAGUAAAUGAAAAUUUCUUAUCGUUGCCUUCAAGAACUACAUAUGUAGAGCCGAAUAUGGUUUGUCAUAACAUUACAAAGAUUCACAAAAGAAAACUCGGCCAAUAGUUAUACCAUCAGAUAAGGCGAUGGAGCAAUAUAUAGCGGCUCGGUAUGAGGAAGAAGUACAUGGACCUGCAAAGCGUGCGAUCCGAACUCGAAACACUAAAGUGCAGCAAACGGAGAGUAAACGUGUAAAAUUCUUCGAUUUCAAAGGACUAAUGGCGCCUGUAUUCACUGCCUUCAAAAAUAAUGAAGAACAAUCAUUGGAAAUUCAGCAUAUUGACCGUUACGCAGAAUGGCUGAAAUUUAAUCGUAUUAGUGGUGUUUUAGUUAAUGGCAUGUCGGGUGAGGGUCCCGCCUUGGGUUUGUCGGAGCGCAUGCGAAAUGCCGAGGCUUGGUGGGAGGCCGCACAAAAAUACGAAUUGGUUAUGUUUCUGCAAGUCGGCGGCGCACCAUUGCCCGAUGUACUAGUAAUGGCUGAUCAUGCGCACGAAUUGGGCGUACAUGCGGUGCUUUGCCUACCCGAGCUCUUCUACAAGCCCACCACAGUCGAACAGCUGGUCAGUUAUAUGCGAUUAGUGGCUAAACGUUGUGCCGCACUGCCUUUCUUCUACUAUCAUCUACCGCUGAGCACUGGGGUCUAUCUUAACAUGCGUGAUUUUUGCAAAUUGGCCGAAGAGACCAUACCGAAUUUCUAUGGUAUACAUUUUGCCAGCAAUGAUCUGGACGAUGGCGAGGCGUGUUUGCGUGAAGGACGCGUAAUUAUAUUGGGCAACAGUCGUUUGCUGGCCUGCGGCUUAUUGGUGGGUUUCGAAUCGGCUUUGAUGACAGUCUUAAAUAUACGCCCCGACUUGGGUUGGGCCAUUUGGAAUGCGAUGUUGAAUAAUAAUUUGGAAACGGCACGUGACACGCAAAUGCUUUUGAAUAACAAGAUUAGCUAUUAUAUGGGACGCUCCAAUGAGCAUGGUUACAUACAGGCGAUGAAACAAUGGUUCGAUGAUGAGGUGAGGCAGGGUAAUGGUCCGGGCUUCUUUAUCGGUUCUGCUAGAAAAUUCUUCUAAACGUACUAGUUUGUGUUCAUAGCUGAUUGUGUUGAUGUUUCAGCAUUAAUUUUAAUACAAAUAUGUCAAUUCAUACUCGUCUGUACUUUUGAAGUGUGUUCGGUGGUUUAUGAAUUAUAUAUAUACUUGAUCGCUUAUA
Messenger RNA from Bactrocera oleae (olive fruit fly), 1997 nucleotides. The record is from RefSeq and is a predicted model, not a curated record. NCBI's taxonomy places the organism in Eukaryota, Metazoa, Arthropoda, Insecta, Diptera, Tephritidae.